Messenger RNA from Drosophila guanche, 1667 nucleotides. RefSeq names its product cell adhesion molecule-related/down-regulated by oncogenes. Bases 488 to 1552 code for a protein of 354 amino acids. Lineage: Eukaryota; Metazoa; Arthropoda; Insecta; Diptera; Drosophilidae. The record is from RefSeq and is a predicted model, not a curated record. The transcript is spliced from 5 exons.
GUAGUUUGUUAAUAGCCAGCCACACGUACGGACGCGCACGGGAAUACGGAAAACAAAACGAUCGUCGGGGAGAUCGAUUAUUUACCGACAAUAACAAUAACAAUUGCCACAGGAGGAGCCAGCAAAUACCAACAACAAAUUGACGGAAAACAUACAUUUGCGCGGUGUCAGCAGAAGAUCUCGGGCAACGAUACGCAAAAAUUCGCCAACGUCUCAAAGGCCAAUUGAAGUUUGUGUGGCAUUAGGUAACCAGAGACGCGAAUAGUUCUAUAAUAGUUCUAUAAAAAAAAGGAAAAAAAAAUAUAGAGAAGAAACAGCCAUAUCAGCAGUACGCCCUCCACUUUGACGUACUUCACUCAAGUAUGAAGCCAUUGUGUCAGUUGGCCAUCCGCUGAUGAUUGUGUGCGGAGCUUUGUCUACAGCCACAAAGCUAACCAAUCAAUGUGUCGUCUGGUGGCUGGCAAUGUCUCGGAUAUGCUGACUGGAAAUGGAUCCGAUGAUUAGACGACAGAGAUGCCAGCUGUGGUCUAGCCACACUCGAUUUUUGAUACUACUUUACAUCUGUGGCUUGCAACAAGCUCAGGGAUACUUUGUGGAUUACACAGAGAACACAGAACUGAUACAGCAGCGUGCCGGAUACGAUGUGAAGUUGCAGUGCAACCUGAAGGGUCUGCUGGACGAGAGCAAGUUGGCCGACAUCCAAAUACAUUGGUACUUUAAGCAAUGCAGCGACAACAAUUGCUAUCAGCCCGAGUCAGCCGAUGACUGGACAGCCCUGCCCUGCGAACCAAGUCUAUGCCGGCCGGAGCUCUGGCUGCGGAAUGUUACAGAUCGCUAUUCUGGCCUCUACAAGUGCAGAAUCAAUCCGGAUGUGUGGGACAAGGCGCAGUCAGUGGAUGUGCAGCUGGUGCGCACCUACCAGCUGGAUGUAAAGAACACUUCACUGGCUGCUCCCGAGUUCAUGGAUUCGUAUCCCAGCAACAAGACCGUCCAGCUGGGCAGCCGCGUGGUGUUCCAGUGCAGAGUGCACAGCGAGGAGCAUCCAACAAUCAAAUGGUUUAGGCGGCACACCUCUGUGGGUUCCCUGCCCUCCGCAUCGCCUGCCUCCAAUUUCAGUGCCCACAUCGUUCGCUACAAUGGACGCACCUAUGAGCCGCUGUCCACGGGCUCGGAGAUGCUGAUCGCACCGCAGAUCUAUCUCAGCAAGCUGAUCCUUGACGGCGUGCGACUGAGGGAUGCCGGACACUAUGCCUGCGCGGCCAUCAGCUAUCGCGGCCACAAGAUCCGCGAGGCCUUUUUGGAGGUGCUGCCUGCAGAGGAGCUGGAGGAGGAGUACUGGAACGACUACGACAACAGCGAUGAAGGUGUCCCUGGCAGUGAUCCGCGCGAGUUCCUGCUGCUCUUCCUCAUGCCCUUGGGCCUGGCUCUGCUGCCGCUGACCGUCUGGUGCAGUUAUCUGGUGUACAAGCGCUGCUCGGGCCACGGGGACUGCCAGCGCAUGAGCUCGGACGAGGAGCUCGACACGGAGCGAUGUGUGCUGGGUGGCAACUGACCCACUGAUCCGGGGCAAGCUGCUAUACGCUUAUUACGAUUACGAGUGAAGACUGUCCAUAGUUCUACGAUUAGAUUUCUAGAUUAAAUGUGCAAAUUAAGUGUUUUCCUUACAA